This is a messenger RNA of Penicillium arizonense, 1104 nucleotides long. Its product is annotated as S-adenosylmethionine-dependent methyltransferase. Gene Ontology annotation, molecular function: S-adenosylmethionine-dependent methyltransferase activity; protein methyltransferase activity; nucleic acid binding. The coding region runs from base 1 to 1104 and encodes 367 amino acids. Gene Ontology annotation, biological process: methylation. NCBI's taxonomy places the organism in Eukaryota, Fungi, Ascomycota, Eurotiomycetes, Eurotiales, Aspergillaceae. The transcript has 3 exons. The record is from RefSeq and is a predicted model, not a curated record. Gene Ontology annotation, cellular component: eRF1 methyltransferase complex.
AUGCUUCCAACACCGGAUACUUCUCAUGUAUCCUUCGACACAAUCUACGAGCCAUCCGAGGACUCGUAUCUCUUCCUAGACACAUUGUCAUCAGCAUCCGAAUCAAAAUGGCUCAUUGAACGAUUCGACAAAACCAAGCAUACAUCACCAUUAGUGGUUGAAGUAGGCACAGGCUCAGGCGUAGUCCUCGGCUUCGCAGCCGCACAAUCCGAAAAGAUCUUCGGCCGACGCGAUAUCCUCACGCUAGGAACGGACGUGAAUCGAAAUGCGUGUCUCGCAACGCGGGAGACGGUAACGAAUGCCAUCAAGGCGGAGCAGCAGCCGAAUUCCCGCACUGUUCAUAUUUCUUCCUUAACGGCUGACCUGUGUGCGCCUCUACGUCCUGGGAGCGUUGAUGUUCUGCUUUUCAAUCCGCCUUAUGUUCCCACGGAGGAUUUGCCUCGUUUGCCCUGUGCUGUCGAUAAUGAUCCUGCUGCUACGGCGGCUAUGUCUCGCUCUGCCAAGUUUGAUAAUGAUUCUUACUUUUUGUCGUUAACUUAUGCUGGUGGUGCUGAUGGUAUGGAGACUACGGAUCGGUUGCUUGAUGCUAUUCCUGGGGUUUUGUCGACGCAUGGUGUGGCAUAUGUUUUGCUUUGCAAGCAAAAUAACCCUGAUGUUGUUAAGGAGCGGAUUCGUGGGUGGGAUGGGUGGCAGGCUGAGUCGGUGGGAUCGAGUGGGAUGCAGGCUGGGUGGGAGAACAUCAAAGCUAAUGUAUGGGGGCGCUGGAACUGCCCUUACAGUAGUGUUACUAUUGAGAUCGGCGGUGGCGCUUUUACGUGUGCCCUGACUAAGGCUCUUGAUAGGGUUGCGGAUAUCCCAGUGAAGAAGCUCACAACCAUUCUUGUUUUUUACAGCCUUGGCCCUCAUGGAAAUGGUAUGGUAUCGUACUUUACGUCUACUAUUGCCUCAAAGGGUGCCGAAUUGCUGAUCCCAACCACUAUCAAACUUGGCAUGGGGUCGUCACAAGAAGCUCUAGCCGACGCCUUCUUGGUUCAGAUGACUCAAAAUAAGGCCUCGAUAUUCAAUCGCAACAGACACGUAGUCAAGAUCAUCAGGCUGCCAUGA